UGGGAAUAAGCAGAGACUGAUGGGAGAGUCGGACCCCUGCAGGCGUGCUGACCUGCUUAAUGGGCAACAAUGGAGAGACAGUGAGGACAAAAAAAGUUGCAAGGGGAUUCGACUGUGGACUCACGAACAUGUGCUUUUCAACAACAGAGGGGCAACCUGCGAGGUGGAAAUUUAUUAAUUCAAACAGCAUCUGCAAGGCUGCAACGUGUGUGUGACAUGCAACAAAGAGACAUGAACAAUGGCAGAGAGAAACAAGAGGAGAGCACCAGUGUACCGCAGCGUCUCUUUUAAAAAGUUGGGCUCAUGGGGCGCCAAUAGAAGCGAGGAGCAACCGGACAAAUGUGACGAUUUGGAGGCAGCCGGUGGCUCUCUUCCGUCGGAGCCAAGCGGGGUAGAGCAGCGUCAUGUCAGUGCGCCAAGAAAAGUUUCCAAAAUCUCUGCCACCACAACCGCCGCGACCGCAGAGCCAAAGAAAGCCUCCUCCGCCCCUCUCUCCUCCAUUUCUCCCUCUAUCCGCCAGCUCACCGAGAGAUUCAGCAGCAGUGGAGGCUCCGGGAGGACCCACGAAGCCUGGCCGGGAGACGGAGCAGCAGUGCCGCGUGGGAACAGCACUCUUCCCCGUUCUUCGUCAAAGUAUCAGGAUGUUGGUGCAGGAUACCCUCUGGACAAGUCUUUUCUAGACAAAGUACAAAAGUUUCACUCGGGCAUCGAGUCUGUGUCUGGCUCAGACUCUGAGAAAAAAAGUGAAAAGCGGACUUUUACAACCGACAACUCUGGUAAGAGAGAUUCUUUUUGCACCUCUUAUCCCCCGAAGACUUUUAGCAUUAACUAUGACAACGAUGCCACUAUUAGAGAACCUUGUAAAUCUAACAAAACCACACAUUUCAGUGAAUUUAUUCCCUUGAACGCUGAUAAAUGGCCAAGUGUGACCAAAAUAAGACAGCUGUUUGAUGAGAGACAAGGCAAGGCCACACAGCAGCUCAAGACUGACACGGACGACCAUUUAAACCAGGCUGGUGACCCAGAGAGCGACCAGCUUUUGGAUAAAAGCAAUAAACUUUCACCUUUCUCCUCACCUAAUGAAGCCACAACUUUAUCUUGGCCCGGGGCGAGCUUAGUUGAAGGGCAGAGCAUAAAGAGCACACUUUGUGACACUAUGGACUUACAUUCCAAAAUCUACCAGCAACAGUACUCGCUUGAUGAGGAGGCGAGUUUUAGUAACGAUAAAGUCAGAAAUAACUUUCACAACAGCCACAGCAGCAUUGGUAGUUGUUCUCAGGGUAGCCAAAAAAAUAACUCAUCUCCAUUAAGCUCAGAGGCAGAGUCUGCUUCUAAGACCCCCUCAUUGAUAGAGUUGACACCUGACCCCCACCCUGACCUUCAGACCUCUGCUACUACUUCCCGGAGCAGUUCCUCGAGCCGGGAUGCCUCCUCCUGCGGCUCCUUUCUUCAGGAACCGAUAGUGAGGGAGAGAAGGGUUAGACAGGGGGUCGGGCUGCCCAGGGAUAGUUUACAUUCCUUACAUAGCUCCUCUACAGCAGAGGCCUCCCCCUCCUUCUCCCCCUUGUAUGCUCCAGCUCCAGAUAAAGCCAUUACCUUCUCUACUGUAGCUCCCUCCACAGCCCAUGUAAGAGUUGACCCUCCGCGCAGCUCCUGCUGGAGGUUUAGCUCUGGAGACGAAGAGGAGGGGCGCAGCCGUAGAAAAAGAGGAGGUUGGAGUGGCCCCUCUCAUCCUUUGAUUGGUUAUUUAUCACACAGUAAAAAUGGCCGGUGGCGUGCCAAGGGCAUUGGUCGGUCUUCAGGCAGUGAGGAGGAGAGCCCUGGUUCUUUAGGCCCGUCCGCUCGAGAGGCAGUACGCCGCCGUUCUCUGAGAAAGAAGAAGCGGUUCUGUGGCCAUGAUGAAGAUAAUGAUGGCGAAUCGGAAGACAGCGACAGCGACAGUCCCUUGACCAUGGAGCACUUCGAUAGGCACCGCCAGGCGACCACAAGAGGAGAAUUUGUGCUGAGAUUAUCACGAAGCCACUCGGCAAGAGAAGCCACCAUUCAUAGUAACAGAGCCAAGGUGCAGCAACAUUGGGAGCACAUCAGCUCACCUGUGGCAUCCACAUCGCUUCCUGGUGUGUCACGAGUGUCAAAAGUCAACAUCCCCUCUUUUGUUCCCAGUCCUGGUGGCUCCCGAUGCAGCAGUCGAUAUUCCAGCACUGAGACACUGAAGGAGGAAGACCAGGCUAGCUGCACCAACAGGUUUUUUAACACUGCUAGAAAUGCGUCCUCGUCUGUGUUGAGCAAAACAUACUAUGGCAAUUUUACAAUGUACCGUUCCCCUAGUUUUGGACAUGGCGAUAAUUUCCCCCGCACUCAAGUGUGGAUGCGCCCCCAGAUUGUGCCCUCAGUCACGUCCUCUUCUGUGGGAAGAUCAGCUCCAAGGGUUGAUGAGACUGUGACAUCACAGCAGACAACAGGAAGGGAUCGAGGAGAGGAUACGAAUGGAAUAUCCAAGUCUAACCCUGAUAUCACAACAGAAACAAUGACUCUUUUAAACUUCCUCAAAUCUGACCUGUCAGAGCUCAAAGUGCGGAAAACAAGUGAGGGAGAGAAAUGUGGAAUGGGCUCGCAGAGUCAUGUUGGGCCGUCUGGUCGCCGCCUGUCCUUAAAAGACUUGACAGCUACCCUGCGCCGUGCAAAGUCCUUCACUUAUUCAGGCAAGCCCUCGACAGCCGUUCGGUGUUACCUGACAGGUGGUACCACAAAGAGAAGCUCCUCUGAGCAACAGCUUGACUUGGACAGAGAGAAUAAUGCAGGCAGGGUGUCUGUGUCGGAGAGGGAAGUAGAAAGUGAUGGAGGUGAUUUUAGGGUCGGAAGAGGACAAAAGUUGUUGGAUUAUGGGUACGAUGACGACGACGAGGAAGUGAUGCCUGCUCCAUUGCAGGAAAGAUAUGUGCAGGAAGCCAGGCAGGUUAUUCAGGAUAUCUGCCAGAUGAACACCAAAGAUGAUGAUGACGAUGAUAUUGAUGACGUGACAACAGUGAAUGACGUCCAGAAAACAAAUGAGGAGAAGAGGAAAGGAGCGAGCAUGGAAGGUGAGGCAGAAACAGACCAAGGGGCUGAGUUUAAGACCACAAAGGAAAGCGAUAAACACGAGCGGGAGAGAGAGAAUGGGGAGAGGGAAAAGAGCGAGAGGGAUGAACAAAGUAUGCAGCUUGAAAAGAUAAACAGUAGAGACACAGACUACCAGGAGAAGGUGAAGAGACAGAACAGAGAGACCGCCAGGGCAUUGCAGAAGGGGGACUCGGAGGAAAGCGUCUUCUAUGACCGUUCUUUGGAUGAACUUUCAGGCCACGAGUCUAGUUUAACAGAUGAGGGGAUUGUAACAGAACCAGAGAUUGGCCCCAGUAACCCCUCUGAGAGGGUUUUCUUGGGGUCAGGAGGGGUUAAUUUGGGGUCAUGCAUUGCUAGGGAUGUACUAGGGCAGCCUGUUACCAUAUGGAAACAAUCCGCACUGCACAAGGAGGAAGGGUUUAAGAAAGAAAGUGAGGAAAUGAUGGAGAACAAUACGGGUUGUUCAAAUCAUCUGAAUGAAGUCUGCAUACCUCACUCGUCCUGUUUGGAUUUGGAAGAGAGUGACGAUGCCAUCAUUACGGACUUGGAUGCUAUCAAAACUACCAAUGAGGCCACCAAUGCUGGUAACGUAGGAGGACUCGAAGCACCUGCAACCCCUAGCGCCAUCCGUCGAAGGCGCAAGUUCUCCCCUUCUGGCAACAUUAACACAGCCUCAGAGGUUAGUAAUGGUAACACAGACUCAAUAGCAGCUGAUGUAAAUGUGGAGUCCACUGUUUAUCGCUCCCUUAGUGAUCCUAUGCCUCAUAGAAGCUCCUCUGUGGCAGAAGAGGACAUUUUUUCCUCUGUUGACAGCAACCUUUUAGGCUCUCUUGCUGUCAGAGGAGGGCCACCGGAGUCGCCGGUUAUGCCCACUUUAGCAGAAUGCAAAGGGAGUGUGGCAAGCGACUUGUCCGUAUACAGCGAUGGAGGACUCCGGGAUGAUGUAGUUGGCGACUAUAGUGGCGUGAUCAGAAGCAUUGUCGCCGAGCCAGGAGCUAUGGACAGACUGACAGAUGAUCACAAUAAUGGUAAAGCUCCCAAGAAGAAAUCGUUUAGUGACCCCAGUCGCCGUAGUGAUGCAUCUCUACUUUCCCACAAUGACUGUCAGUCCAGCAGCACUGAGCCAAUCAAUGAACUGGAUCAGACAGGCCUGAUCCCACCUUCCAGCAGUGAGCCCAUUCUGAGCAAGCAAAUAGAAAAAGCAUGGAAGGAGGAGGGGCAACAUAAACAGGAAGCUGUGACACAAUCACAUGAUUGUCACCAUGGAGACAGCAGUGUUGGCAUCAAAAAGGCUCGUUGUCAAUCCGACAAUCCUGACUGUGAAGAUGAUGUCAUAGAUCAAAGUAGACAAAAGAAAGCAGAGGAAACUAGGAGGUUUAAUUUUGACCUCAAGAUCGCCGAAGCGUUAUCUCCUCGAAUGGUUCGGCGUUCCCCGAGAAAACGUCCAAACAGGCUGGCUCAGUUUUUUUCCCACGAAGACCCCUUAGAGCCCCCAGAACUAGAGGAGCAAGAGGGUCACAAUAAUGCAUUUGAACUCACCCCUCCUCUUCUUGCGUCCAAGCCCAAGAGCAGACCUAAGCAUGUACGCCAUGCCAGCGAGCCAGCAACUUUCAUACCCAUCUCGCCACCACCACGACCACAGCCUCUCUCGGGCCAAGCCACUUUGCUAGCCUUGAGGAAGGCCCCUGUGGGUGAGACCCCAUCUCUGGAGGAUGUGACCCAGAAAUACAUACUAGACAUCAGGACUUCUGAGAGAGUCACAGACUGUCCAGGGCCUCUUCCUCAGACUAGGGAUGGGGCUGAAGAUUCGGUGUCUUCACCCAGCGCAACCUGCACCAGUCCAAUUACAGGAGCUGUACCACAAACUGGUUUGGACCAUGGACCAUCUGUACCAGCCCCACAGAGGACCAAGCCGAGAGUGGACAUGAGGAAACAUGUCAUGAUGACACUGCUGGACACCGAGAGAUCCUACGUGGAGUCGCUGCGCACUCUCAUCCAGGGCUACAUGCGUCCUCUCAAACAGCCAGACGGCGGCUCCAUUGUGGACCCGCUGCUGGUGGACGAGAUGUUCUACCAGAUCCCAGAGAUACUAGAGCACCACGAGGACUUCCUGGAGCAGGUGGACGGCUGCGUCAACCAGUGGCACGACCGGCAGACCGUAGGACACAUCCUCAUUCAAUCGUUCUCGAAAGAGACUCUUGCUAAUAUGUACUCUGCCUACAUUGACAACUUUCUCAAUGCCAAAGAUGCUGUUAGGAUGGCUAAGGAGGCCAAGCCGGCCUUUCACAAGUUUCUGGAGCAAAACAUGCGUGAGAACAAAGAGAAGCAGGCUCUUGGCGACCUGAUGAUCAAGCCGGUCCAGAGGAUCCCUCGAUAUGAGCUGCUGGUCAAGGAUCUGCUGAAGCACACCCCAGAAGACCACCCGGACCACUCCUUCCUACUGGACGCCCAAAGAGACAUCAAGCGGCUGGCGGAGAAGAUCAAUAAAGGACGUCGCUCAGCUGAGGAGGCGGAGAGGGAGGCCAGGGUCAUCCAGGAGAUCGAGGCACACAUAGAGGGAGUUGAACAUAUUUUGAAUCCCCAAAGGAAGUUCCUCAGACAGGAGAUGGUGAUGGAGGCGAAGUCGGUUGGCGGGAAGAAGGACCGCUCCCUCUUCCUCUUCAGUGAUCUGAUCAUUUGCACUACUCUCAAGAGGAAGUCUGGAUCACUGAGACGCAGCUCCAUGAGCCUAUACUCCGCUGCUAGUGUAAUUGAUACUUCAAGCAAAUACAAGUUUUUGUGGAAGCUUCCUCUGGAAGACGUGGAGGUGGUGAAGAGUUCCACUCAGACAACAAACAAAGAAAACGUCCAGAAAACAAUUAGUCGACUAGAUGAAGAUUUAAGCACAUUGGGUCAAAUCAGCAAACUAUCGGAGACCCUCAGCAGCCCACACCAGCCCCUCGAUGAGGCGAUCAAGGAUCUGAUGGCCUCCGUGCACAGGGAGCUGUCAGAGAAGCAGUCGUUGGCCUUCAGUAUGACCUUCCUGCCCACCAAGCUGGAGUUCACCACCGUGUCGGCCGAGAGCAGCUUCGUCUUCGAGUUCACGUCACCCGACGCUCGCUCCAACUUUGAACAGGCGUUCGAGGAAGCAAAGAAGAAACUGGCUAUGAAUAAGGACCAGUGGGACCCGGAGUUCCUGAAGGCCAUUCCAAUUAUGAAGACACGCAGCGGAAUGCAGUUUUCAUGCGCAUCUCCGAGUCACACUUGCCCUGAGAGUGGUUGUGAAGUGUGGGUGUGUAAUAGCGAUGGUUAUGUUGGACAGGUUUGUCUGUUGAAUAUCAAAGAUGAGCCCACAGUGGAGGCCUGUAUUGCUGUCUGUUCAGCAAGGAUCAUCUGUAUCGCUGCUGUACCUGGACUGAAGGGGAGGGGGCGUGGACCAGAGGCUGCCGCAUCUCCCUUAGCACCUAACCACACCCAGCAGCAGCUGCAUAUUUCCAUCUCGCGUUCCUCGUUAGAGAUGAGCGAGCAUCCCACAGGCCCGGGGGCGGAGCUUGUUCCGUUUGAUAGUGACGACACAGAUGAUGAGGAUUCACCUAGCCCUUCAUCCACUCUGCAGAGUCAGGCCAGUCACUCCACCAUAUCCUCCAGCUACGGCAAUGAAGAUGCUCCGUGCUCCAAGGACUUAGCUACAGAGACCACCAGCAGUGAGGAGGAGCAGGAGUUCUCAGUGACGAGCUCAUAUUCAGCUCCGGGGAUGUUGACAGUCAGCGGAGGAGGCAGAGCCAACACAGAAAGCCCCAUGGACGGCCGCGCCAUGCGCCGCUCUUCUCGGGGUUCCUUCACAAGAGCCAGUCUGGAAGACCUGCUCAGUAUUGACCCAGAGGCUUACCAGAGCUCUGUGUGGCUUGGCACAGAAGAUGGAUGUAUUCACGUGUACCAGUCCUCCGACAACAUUCGCAACCGCAAAAACAGCAUGAAGAUGCAGCAUGCAGCUUCCAUCUUGUGUAUUCUGUAUUUGGACAACAAAGUGUUUGUGUCGUUGGCCAAUGGCGAGGUGAUUGUCUACCAGAGAGAAGCAGGCAGUUUCUGGGACCCUCAGUCUUCUCAAACAUUAGUUUUGGGCACUCCCAGCAGCCCCAUCACCAAAAUGGUUCCGGUAGGAGGAAAACUGUGGUGUGGCUCCCAGAACAAAAUUCUAAUCAUUAACUCAACAAAACUGGUGCAAGAGCACUGUUUCCAGGUGGGGACGGACAGCAGCCGAUGUGUGACAUGCAUGGUGGCGUACGGGCAGGGUGUGUGGUUGGCCCUGCAGGGGAGUGCGCAUGUUAAGCUGUACCACGCUCAAACAUGGGAGAGCCUGACGGAGGUAGAUGUGGCGCCUGCUGUUCACAAGAUGCUUGCAGGUGCAGAUGCAAUCAUCAGGCAGCACAAAGCCGCUUGCCUCAGAAUCACAGCGCUGCUGGCCUGUAAGGAUCUACUGUGGAUAGGAACAAGUGCAGGCGUGGUCCUUACACUGGUGAUCCCAGCAGUGAGUUCUGGAACAGGAGCGUGUGCGCUGAAAAGCCCCCUGGUUCCAAUGGGCUCUGCCCACGGACACACAGGCCAUGUUCGAUUCCUGACGUCUAUCGAGCUACCGGAAGGUUUGGGAAUGAACUUUCCUCCUCCAGCAUUGGACUCCACAGGCAAACAGUCUCAGGGUGGCAACACGGUUGAUGGGAACCUUCAAAGACGUGAUUCGGCUCGUCGCCGGACCUCCGCCCACCUGCUUCCCAAAACCAAUCACCUUGUCAUAUCGGGCGGCGAUGGCUAUGAGGACUUCAGACUGAACAAUAGCGGUGAAACUGUCGGGCGAGAUGACAGCACCAACCAUCUUUUGCUGUGGAGGGUCUGAGGCGGUCAAGCCCAGACCUUUCGUCUUUGCUGCAUACAACCUCCUCGUGUGUUGUUUUGCUCGGUCCACCUGUCUCCAUGUGUAUUUAUGGCUAUCGACACCCUCUUAGACAUAGAAAUGAUACGACUCACUUCAAAUCCAUCCAUUUUGUAGCUGUUUAUUUUGUUUGGCCCCUGAUGGCAGACCUGAUCAGAUCAGUAGCGAUGUCAUCACAUCAUCAGCCAGUGCUUACAGAGACAACCUAAAAUCCAACAUUGAAUGAGCAUGUUGAAGGGAAGGAUCCGAGCACGUUAAACAAGUGCAAUAUGUAGAGAUGAUGUGUUAAUCGCUUUAUGUGCAUACCGCAACCGCCUCUUAGCUGGCAAAUUAGUAGACAUUUACACUUGGAUAUACACAAAUGUGUUUUCCACCAAUAAUCAUCACAUAUCUAGCUUUCCUAUUUAAUGCUUAAAGAUGAUGCACAAACACUCAUGAAGCAAUGUGUCAUUACAGUCAAAAAGUGCAUUACCAUGACUAUGCCAAAGCCUUCUUUCUAUGUAUAGCUUUGGUCGCUCCCGGGAUCUGAAAGGAUUUCUUUUGCCAGUAUCAUCUGCCAAUAAGAUCGUCAGAACAGUGGUUGCUGACUUCUUUAGUUUAGGUAGCAGAUAAAAAUAGUUAUGUACAGUAUUUAUGGUUUUGAGUUCAGCUUUUUUGACAGCACUUAAUUUAUAGAAGAUGUAGCAUUCACUUUUUCUUUUCCAGUUGAGGUACAAGGAGGUCACUCAUUGGAGGUCAUUGCCAGAGCUCAAGCACACGCCACAGGGAAGAACUUCAGAGAAAAAGAAGAUUGUGUUUUAUUUCCACACACUUCCCCAAUCGGAACAUAUUCAACAUGUUAGGGGUGAAAAAGCAAAAAUAAUGUAUUUAUGUUUGUGACAAAAGUGUUAGCUGUAAAUGCAGUCGUCAUCGGAUGUCUGAAAACCACCGUGAGAGGAGCUUUCAUUAACUUCUCCCAGCUGUUAUUUCAAUGUUGGAGUGGGAGUGUGUGACAAAUGUGCGCUAGAUACUGAGUGGGUCAGAAGGACAUGGUUUAAGCACUUGCACGUGCCUUCAGAAGGCUACAGGUUAAGCCAUUUUACACACACACACACACACUCACAGAUGUCAGUGGAAGGACAGGCUUGCACACACCGUCGCCUCAGGAUUUGAGGUUUAGCGCUGAUUGUUUUCGAUCCCCGCAAGCCUAGAAAACGCACCUCAUGAGGCAUCUGUGCUCCUCACCUCAGCUUUAAGUCCAUCCCCACCGGGUGAACUCUCGCUCUGUGAUGGGGAGCUAGUGGUUAAGUAGAUUAACCGUAGUGAUAUCUGCUUGCUAGUUAAUGAGAUAUUUGCCUCGCCUGUUGCACCAGUCAUCCUGCAUGUUUCAUGUCAUGUUUUUGAUGUAUUAAAAGAGGUUUGGCAGCAGCUUUCUUCCGGUAGUUUGCAUGCAAGGACCACAUGCACAAUCGAAUGAGAUUCAAACGAGCUGCAUCAAAGUCUGCCUUUAUAAAGACAGUAAUGCACAGGGAGGUAUUAAUAAAUUUAACGAUGUUUAUUGUAGUCGGAGUGGUGUAGAAACGAACUGCCUACCGCUCAGAUUAUUGUUACCUUGGUUACCACCACAAUAAUAAACAUUGUUAACUGAAUACCUCUCUAAAGCGGAGUGUAAUUAUCUUUGUAAAGACGGAGACACUUUGAAUCUUUUUCAAAAUAUCAAUGUUCUGUGACGUUGAUACGUAUUCUCUGUGCCAAGACCAGUGGAAAUGCUGUAUACUCAAGCCAGAGGAGCCCCCCUCAUGUAUGAUGUGUGUGUUCAGCUAAUGUGACAUUCAUGCAACAACUGUGUGUAGUGCUUUACACUUUUAAGUUGGGCACUUAAAGAGAAAAAAUCAAUCAGUCUUGAUGGUGGGCCAGCAAAUUCCUAACAUAGUUGACAUAGAUUUAUUCAGGAAUUGAAUGUGAUUUUCAAAAGAAUUAUUUGCUGAAAUUAUAUCUUGUUGUAUUUCCCCAGGAAAUUGUUAGUUUAGCUGAUAUUGGAUUUUACUCUGAACCUGAUCUCCACAAUUAUUCGGGAUGGACAAUUACAUCCUUUUCCAGUUCCAUAUUGCAGCUUGUAUUGAACUUCCUCAUGCUUGAUGUGGGCAUCAUCAGUCUUUCUUGUUGUAAAUAUUGGUAUAAAUGGCCUAUUUCUGUAAAUAAUGCACACGUUGUCCUGAAUUGUCGAUAUGAAUCUAAUGGCAUAUUUUUAUAUAUUUCUGUAAGGUUUGCGUUUGUAUUUUUUGGGGUUCUUUUGGUCCGGUAUGCCCUGUCAGUGCCACAUUUAAAUUAUAAGCAUGUCAUGUCUGCGUAAAGAAGACUAGAUGGCCUCCGUUGUGACCAAACGAAACAUCUGUGCUAUUUGUGUCGUCGCUGGCAACAGGUUUGACUGUAAAUUGUGACUGCAGUGUGAUGGAUGCAAGCGGGGAAAAGCAAUGCAGGUGCAGGACUGCCAACUGUUUUUAACUUCUGACAGUUGGACUUCUCAGUCACUACCUGUAUUUACCUGUUCUUGUUAUGUCAUUGUUGGUUGAUACCUGUAAUUAAAUAAGUUCACUG
Messenger RNA from Dunckerocampus dactyliophorus (ringed pipefish), 10582 nucleotides. RefSeq names its product rho guanine nucleotide exchange factor 17-like. The record is from RefSeq and is a predicted model, not a curated record. Gene Ontology annotation, biological process: actin cytoskeleton organization. Gene Ontology annotation, molecular function: protein binding; guanyl-nucleotide exchange factor activity. The coding region runs from base 239 to 7969 and encodes 2576 amino acids. NCBI's taxonomy places the organism in Eukaryota, Metazoa, Chordata, Actinopteri, Syngnathiformes, Syngnathidae. The transcript has 24 exons.